UUCCUGUUUGUAGUUUAAGUGAAUAGGUACAGAAUACUUCACAAGAUUAUAAAUCAUUGUUAAAAAAUGAUAGGUUCAAAAAAGUUGCAAAUCGAUAUCGUAAUUCAAACACUAUUAUCUUGAAUGUAUAACUGUGUGUCUAGAUAACGCUCACAUAGUAUAGUUGUAUAAAAGGAAGUAUUAGUACAUGUAUGAUGUGCUUAAUCAGAAGUUGGAUUAUUUGUGUGUUUUGUUUAGGACUUGUAUUGUAUUCAGAUGCGUUAUGGUGUUACCAAUGUGGUGAUAGUUCGAUCGAAGGACCAUGUGUAACAGACACAGCCGGCAUGGAAGCCGAGUACAUCAGACGAAAUGCCUCUCUAAAAGAGCCGGACAAGGAUGAGUAUAAAGCACCAUAUAAAUAUUUAAAGGAUUGUUCAAACACCAGUGACAUCUGUAUUAUAGAAAGAAUUGAAGAACAGGGACAAACACACGCCUAUUUACGGGACUGUCACACUACCGGAGGGAGCUACUCGAUUCAAGAUCCGAGGUUUGAUUACCUUGACUCUAGUCUCAAUCACACCACGUGCAUCUAUGAAAGGGGAUCUAGUAAGAGAUUGGUGUGUGUAACAAUCUGCGAUACAGACUUUUGUAAUGGACCUCAGAUUGAUGGUGGAUCGAUUUUGCAAAUACAAAUAUGGCUGAACGUAUUAUGUGCUGCUGCAGUUAUUUUAAGACAAAUCUAGAAUUGUUUUUUUUUUCCCAAAUGGAAUCUCUGUGUUUUUAACGCAAAUAACGCAAAUAACUUACUAUUUAUUCUUUUUUAUUUCGUUGGAUACACAUUUUCGUGGAUUUUGUGGGUACAGGUGAACCAUGCAUUCAAAUGCUCAACGAAUUACAAAUGUUCCUUAGGCUUGUACCCACGAAAAUAAAUGAAUCCACAUUAUUAUUUUAAAGAUUUUCAUAUCUCCCCGAAAGAAACAAUACUUGUGGAAUAUGAAACAAAAAUUUGAGUGCGUCUAUCUGUAAUCAUGUACCAGUACCUAAUGUCUGUGGUAUCCCCUCCAUUUAAUAAAACAUUUAAGAUAAAAUGGUUGUUAAAUUUAUAUGCCAAGCAAAUGCUUUCUUGGCAGUUUUAAACAGAAUGAUGUUAAUUAUAUAGACCACUAAGGAGGACUGGGUAAUAGAAAUAUUGUCACCUGGUACUCUUCAUACCGGCAGUAGAACGCUUGCCAAAGUGGGCGUCUUUGCAAUGCCAGACAGACACUUUUAGACUGAGCAACACAAACACCUGUGUUCUCCGGAAAGUCAAACAGAUUCUGCUCCACAAGUGGCUCCUAUCGUUAUGCUCAUAUAUGUACAAAUCGGUGAUAAGUGUAAUGCGGUAAGUCACAUUCGAGGAAAAGAAGACGGGAAUUAAUAUGAUAAAAAGUUAAACAUGAGAUUUUAUGAUAAAUGCUAUGAUAAUAGGAAACCGGGAAAUUUUCAAAUGUAUUCUAAUUAAAGAUAAAAAGAAGAUUGCGUGCGGAAACUGACAAAAUUUAAAAACCAGAAAUUACUACUUUGAGUCAAAAUCAAAGAUGUGUAUCACGAUUUUCCGGAAACAGGAAAAACUUGUCAAAUGUAGUUUAAUUUAGACUGUUGUUAAUAUUUUCAUAUAUAUCAUGGAACAAUGCUUUAUUACUAUUUUUUUUUAAAUUGGAAAAAUAAAUAUUUUU
This is a messenger RNA of Mytilus trossulus (common blue mussel), 1694 nucleotides long. RefSeq lists its product as uncharacterized. NCBI's taxonomy places the organism in Eukaryota, Metazoa, Mollusca, Bivalvia, Mytilida, Mytilidae. Gene Ontology annotation, biological process: sleep; positive regulation of voltage-gated potassium channel activity; regulation of synaptic transmission, cholinergic. Bases 192 to 722 code for a protein of 176 amino acids. The record is from RefSeq and is a predicted model, not a curated record. The transcript has 3 exons.